GGGGAGGGGUCGGGGGAGACCCACGGCAUUUAUUGAGGCGCGUGGAGCAGCCACGCACAACACGCUGUUCAGAUGCACGCAUGCACACGUAGCACUCCUAACGUUUCAGUAACUUGUUUUUCUUAACUCGGAGGUUGCUAUGGACUUCUACUUAUUCGACAACAGUUCUGACAACAUCUCAGAGGAGUCUGGAGACUUCGACCUGGAUUUUCAGGAGCCAUGCAGCCAAGCGCUCAGCAACGACUUCAAAACGAUUUUCCUCCCCACCGUUUAUGGGAUUAUAAUUGUUCUUGGCAUCGUUGGCAAUGGAUUAGUCGUUAUCGUGAUGGGCUACCAGAAAAAGGUCAAAACAAUGACAGAUAAGUACCGGCUGCAUCUGUCUGUGGCUGACCUGCUGUUUGUCUUGACGCUGCCCUUUUGGGCCGUGGACGCAGCCAGAAACUGGUACUUUGGAAGUUUCCUCUGCGUCUUUGUGCACAUGAUCUACACUGUCAACCUGUACAGCAGCGUGCUCAUCCUGGCCUUUAUCAGCCUGGACAGAUACUUGGCUGUAGUGAGGGCCACUAACAGCCAAGCCACGAGAAAGCUGCUGGCAAGUAAAAUCAUCUAUGUGGGCGUGUGGCUGCCUGCCACUGUCCUCACUGUACCUGACCUGGUGUUCGCCAGAACGCAAGACAAGGCCUCCUCCAACUUCCUCCUCAUGAGCAAUGAAAGCAUGGAGAUGGCCGACUCCAGGAUCAUCUGCCAGCGCAUUUACCCCCAAGAGAGCAGCCUCACGUGGACAGUGGUUUUCCGCUUCCAGCACAUCCUCGUGGGCUUCGUGCUGCCCGGCCUGGUCAUUCUCAUCUGCUACUGCAUCCUCAUCGCCAAGCUGUCAAAAGGCGCCAAGGGUCAAGCGCUGAAGAAGAAAGCCCUGAAGACCACGGUCAUCCUCAUCCUGUGCUUCUUCUCCUGCUGGCUGCCGUACUGCGUGGGCCUCUUUCUGGACACCCUCAUGAUGCUCAACGUGGUCACGCCUUCCUGUGACUUGGAACAAGCAGUGGAGAAGUGGAUCUCCAUCACCGAAGCCUUAGCGUACUUCCACUGCUGCCUUAACCCCAUCCUCUAUGCUUUCCUGGGAGUUAAAUUCAAAAAGUCCGCCAGGAGCGCGUUGACAGUGAAUAGCAGAUCUAGUCAGAAAGCAACGCUCAUGACCAAAAAGCGCGGGCAGAUUUCAUCAGUGUCGACGGAGUCAGAGUCUUCAAGCGUUUUGUCAAGUUAACUCGACUAAACCUCUUAAAAUGUGAGACUUGAAACUAAGCUUUAAUGCAACAUUAUACUACAAUUUGUACAGUUGUAAAAAAAAAAAAAAAAAAAAAGGAAAAAAAAACAUACAUUUUAAUUUGUUUGCCUUUGGAAGUUUUGUUUCCUUAAUGCAGAUUGUUUCCUUGUGUUUCACAGUCAAGUUUUGUUUUUGUAAAAACGUCAGUGACCCCAUGUAGGUCGGGCAUAGAAUGUCUUUACUGUGAGGGACGGUAGCUGCUUCUGGAAACUGUAAAUAGUUUGAAGAGUUUAGUGUGUUCGCACUCAAGUUGUGUGAUUAUGUGAAAGCUUUUAUUUAUUGUUGUUGUCAUUCACACUGGAAGUUUUGUAACGGAAACAAAUUGCAUGCUGCUUUU
Phycodurus eques (leafy seadragon) is the source of this 1658-nucleotide messenger RNA. RefSeq names its product C-X-C chemokine receptor type 4-like. Lineage: Eukaryota; Metazoa; Chordata; Actinopteri; Syngnathiformes; Syngnathidae. Gene Ontology annotation, cellular component: membrane. The transcript is spliced from 2 exons. The record is from RefSeq and is a predicted model, not a curated record. Bases 140 to 1261 code for a protein of 373 amino acids. Gene Ontology annotation, molecular function: chemokine receptor activity. Gene Ontology annotation, biological process: neurogenesis; G protein-coupled receptor signaling pathway; brain development.